This is a messenger RNA of Limanda limanda (common dab), 1041 nucleotides long. RefSeq names its product serine/threonine-protein kinase SBK1. Gene Ontology annotation, biological process: peptidyl-serine phosphorylation; peptidyl-threonine phosphorylation. Gene Ontology annotation, molecular function: protein serine/threonine kinase activity; ATP binding. The record is from RefSeq and is a predicted model, not a curated record. Lineage: Eukaryota; Metazoa; Chordata; Actinopteri; Pleuronectiformes; Pleuronectidae. The transcript is spliced from 3 exons. Bases 1 to 1041 code for a protein of 346 amino acids.
AUGAUUGAGCUGGGCCUCGCUGACGGGAGCCUGAUUGAUGAACUGAUGGAGCUGACGGCUCAGAGCCUCAGUCAGCGGGAGAUCCAGGAGCACUUCAACAUCGUCAAGGAGAUCGGCAGAGGGAAAUACGGCAAAGUGCUGCUGGUGACACACCGCUUCAGGGGGACCCCCAUGGCCUUGAAAGUGAUGCCCAAAGCCUCGACUAAGCUGCCGGGCUUUCUGCGAGAGUACUGCAUCUCCUUACACCUGUCCUGCCACCCCUGCAUCGUGGGCGUCUUUGGCAUCGUCUUCCAGUCUAAUGAGCACUACUGCUUCGCCCAGGAGCUUGUCAUUGGCAGGGACCUAUUUGCUGUCAUCCAACCAAAGAUGGGUAUUCCAGAAUCUUCAGUCAAACGUUGUGUCCUCCAGAUCGCCAGUGCUUUGGAGUUCAUCCACAGCCAUGGCUUAGUCCACCGAGAUGUCAAGCCUGAAAACAUUCUUCUGCUGGACAAUCAUUGUACCCAGGUCAAACUGGCAGACUUUGGCCUGGCCCAGAAGAGAGGCACGAUGAUACGAUUCAUUACAGGCACACUGCCCUACAUGGCCCCGGAGCUUUGUACCAUGGCCCUGCUGGAGGGGCAGAAAGAAGUGACUGCUCCCCCCCUGAGCGUGGAGCCAAGCCUGGACACCUGGGCCUUUGGAGUGGUUAUCUUCUGCAUUCUUACGGGCUACUUCCCCUGGGAGCGCUGCAUGGACUCAGACGACUUCUACCUGGAGUUUGCUGACUGGUGCAGAAUGGAAGAGAGACCUAUCACUGAGGAGAACAUUCCUCCUCUGUGGAAAAGGUUCACUCCAGAAGCCAUGGAGAUGUUUGGUAAGCUCCUGGCUUUGGAUGCAGGAGAGAGGGUUACAGUUGGGGAGGUGAGAGCAUAUGGAGAGAAGGACUGGCUCAAGAAGGCAUAUGGGAACGAGCAACAGGAGACAACAGAAAAAGAAAUAGCCAGCAUCUCUAGAAAUACAUCUGUGCAUAGCAAGGUGGAGGAACCUCCUAAUGCUAAGUGA